AUUAUUUUUGUUUAUAAAGGUCUUUCUUUUAGGGUCAAUGUAUCUACUUUCAAGUUUCAACCCAAUCUGCACAGUGCUCUCCCAUGUCGAUUUCUGGUAUACAGGGCCAGCUUCUUGAGGUUACAGUGGUUGGAUGCAAUAAAUUGAAGGACACAGAAUGGAUUUCAAGGCAAGAUCCAUAUGUUUGCGUCGAAUAUGGUAGCACCAAGUUCCGAACAAGAACCUGUACAGAUGGUGGCAAGAACCCUACAUUUCAAGAGAAAUUUGUGUUUACAUUAAUCGAAGGCCUUCGCGAGGUGAAUGCUGUGGUUUGGAAUAGCAAUACCCUCACUUAUGACGACUUUAUUGGCAGCGGAAAGAUUCAAUUGCAGAAGGUUCUUUCCCAGGGAUACGAUGAUACUGCUUGGCCCCUUCAGACUAAGACUGGCAGACAUGCAGGAGAGGUUCGACUGAUAUUGCACUAUGCAAAUGCCAGAAAACCAGAAACAAGCUUUGUACCAUCAGCACCACAGUAUGUAGCACCUCCUGCGCCCCAAGUCUCUCUAUACUCUGCUCCUCCACCAGUGACUGCAGGUCCUUAUCCAUCAGCGGCUGCAGCCUAUCCAGCGACAUUUCCCUACCCUUCAUACCCACCAAAUUCAGGAGCAUAUCCAACAUCGUCAUACCCUCCUCCCCCUCAGCCUUCAGCUUAUCCUCCACAGCCGUACCCACCACAUUCAGCUUAUCCCCCAGCACCAUACCCACCACCAUCAGGUUAUCCUCCACCUCCACAAGCCUCACCAUAUCAUCCUCCAGGUCAUUACCCUGGAUUGUAUCCUCCACCAUACUGAGCUAAAUGCAUGUCCAAGUGAAGAGCAGGAAUGGGUCAGCACCUUCAUGUAUAACUGUGUAAUUGUUAUUCAGUAGUUGUGAUGACACAGGAUUUCAGUGCUUGUGAUGACAUUUUCCUGGGUUCUCUCUCUAAUGUCAAAGAUUUCAGUGGUUAUGAUAAGAAAUUCCUAGGCUCGCUGCUUCAAGUGUUGAUAACAAUUUGCAUAUCAUUUUGUGGUCUUUCUUUCCCCUUAUACUUUUAGGGCUCCUUGUUCAGCAUGUUACACUGCCUAAACAUUUUUUAAGCAUCAGCUUGAGAUUA
Messenger RNA from Vitis riparia (riverbank grape), 1132 nucleotides. Its product is annotated as elicitor-responsive protein 1. The coding region runs from base 84 to 830 and encodes 248 amino acids. Lineage: Eukaryota; Viridiplantae; Streptophyta; Magnoliopsida; Vitales; Vitaceae. The transcript has 7 exons. The record is from RefSeq and is a predicted model, not a curated record.